Molecule: messenger RNA, 4897 nt
Organism: Chelmon rostratus (copperband butterflyfish)
Lineage: Eukaryota; Metazoa; Chordata; Actinopteri; Chaetodontiformes; Chaetodontidae
Gene: xylt2
Product: xylosyltransferase II
Exons: 11
Coding region: 2-2641 (879 amino acids)
Biological process (GO): heparan sulfate proteoglycan biosynthetic process; chondroitin sulfate proteoglycan biosynthetic process
Cellular component (GO): membrane
Molecular function (GO): protein xylosyltransferase activity
Source: RefSeq, a predicted model, not a curated record
AAUGGUGGCCAGCGCUCGAGUACAGAAGCUCCUUCGCCGAUAUAAACUAGCGAUCGCCGCCGCAUUAACUAUCCUCCUGAUCCAAGGGCUUGUCGUAUGGAGCCUGAGAAGUCUAGAAGAAGGCGAGGCAGAGAGAAAAAUAAGACGGUCUAAGCUGCCUGACCACAACAGCCAGGACCCCAAGAGAGACACUGCACUUUGGGAGAAACAAAAGUUUUUGUCAGGGAAGAACAGGGGCAGAUGGAGUGGCAGGUUGGAGAAGACGGGGGGCACAGCAGCCAGCGCGCUGAGGAGAGGGACCAGUCGCAAGGGAGAAAAGCCCAGCAUCAGGCUGAAGUCUCCCCAGGAGCGGGGGACGAGGGGAAACGGAGUGGAUGGUGUGGUCCUCCACGACCUGUCCAGCAGCCGUAACUUCAACGAGACCCGCGGUGGCACUGAUGGCGCAGCCAGGCUGCCUGCCGCUGCCAUACUGGGGGAGCCGGGCAGCGUGGACGGGGCGCACCAAGCCCCCAGCAGUGACUUUGUGCCGAAAUGUGAUAUUAUAGGCAAAGACGCGCUGUCUGCCCUUCAUCGCGCAGGGUCACAGCAGUGCCGACAGGAGAUUGCCAACAUCGUGUGUCAGCAUCAGGCUGGGCAGCUCAUGCCAGACACACUUCCUCAGUUCUGCCCACAGCUCGGUGUAUCAAAUCAGGUCCAGGCCGUUGGUGAGCUGGACAACAGCCUGUCACAAGUGGAGAACCCCGUCAGAGUCGCUUUUGUUCUGAUGGUCCAUGGCCGCGCCGUACGGCAGCUCAAGCGCCUCAUCAAAGCCAUAUAUCACCGUGAACACUACUACUACAUCCAUGUGGACAAACGGUCCGGCUACUUGCAUCGGGAGGUCCUGCAGAUAGCACAACAGUACCCAAACGUUCGAGCCACGCCCUGGCGGAUGGUCACCAUCUGGGGUGGUGCCAGCUUACUGAAGGCCUACCUACGCAGCAUGCAGGACCUGCUCUCCAUGCUGGACUGGAAGUGGGAUUUUUUCAUCAACCUCAGUGCUACAGAUUUCCCCACCAGGACCAACGAUGAACUGGUGGCAUUUCUGUCACAGCAAAGAGACAAGAACUUCCUCAAGUCCCACGGGAGAGAAAAUGCCAGGUUUAUUAAGAAGCAGGGCCUUGACCGUCUCUUCCAUGAGUGUGACAACCACAUGUGGCGUCUCGGCGAACGCAGCAUCCCAGACGGCCUGGAGGUCUCAGGCGGCUCUGAUUGGUUCGCGCUCACCCGCCGCUUUGUUGAGUACGUCAUCAACUCCCAAGAUGACCUGGUGUCAGGGCUGAAGCAGUUCUAUUCCUACGCUCUGCUCCCUGCUGAGUCUUUCUUCCACACCGUGCUCGGGAACAGUCACAUGUGCGACACUCUGGUGGACAACAACCUGCGUGUCACCAACUGGAAUCGUAAGCUGGGAUGUAAAUGCCAGUACAAGCACAUCGUGGAUUGGUGUGGCUGCUCUCCCAACGAUUUCAAACCACAAGACCUCAUUCGGAUCCAGCAAUUGACCCGUCCGACAUUCUUUGCCCGUAAGUUUGAGUCAACAGUGAACCAGGAGGCCAUAGACAUCCUGGACACUCACCUGUAUGGCCAGUAUGCUCCAGGCACUGUUGCCAUCAAGGCAUACUGGGAGAGUCUGUUUGAGCAGCUGGACGGCGUGGGCUCACUCAGCGACGUGGCUCUCACUGCUUACACUUCUUUCUUUCGCCUGGGCCUCAAGAAUCUGGCGACUAUGCAGAGCAACACCGAGGCCUGCAGGUUUGAACCAGUAGGCUACCCUCUGUCAGUGCACUUGUACUUUUAUGACGACCGUUUCCAAGGGUACCUGGUGCGGCAGGAAGUCCAGGCUGUGGGUUCAAAGGUCAAGGAGACACUGGAGAUGUGGGCAGUGCCCCAAGCCACAUUUGUCCUGGAGACAAACCUUAAGGAGUUUGAAAGGCUCAAGAAUCUGGAAAUUGGAACGGAGUGGGAUCCUAAAGAGCGAAUCUUUCGUAACUUCGGUGGGGUGAUCGGCCCUUUGAACGAACCACUGGCAGUCCAGAAGUGGGCACGUGGUCCCAACCUCACAGCCACUAUUGUCUGGAUUGACCCAGCUCUGGUGGUGGCAGCAUCUUAUGACAUUACCGUGGAUGUGGAUGCAGAGUACACCCAGUAUAAACCCCCUUUGCAGCGCCCGCUGCGGCCCGGUACCUGGACCGUACGGGUGUUAAAACAGUGGGAGCGCGUGGCGGAGGUUCGCUUCCUUGUCAUGCCCUUAACCUUCAAAGAUAAGGAGCCACUACGCAAAGAAGAGGACAGCUGGCUACACGCAGGUCCUCCAGGUAACCUGUACCUGGAGCAGAGCUUCCAGCAGCUGAGCUCCGUGCUCAAGCUGCCGCCCCAGGAGUCUGCCACGCAGGAGGCCCAGCGUAAAGCCCAGCUGGUGGGCCAGCUCCUCGAAGCAUGGGUGGAUAGCAGCGUAGGGGCAUUCUGGGUUACAGGCGACCUGUGCUCCGCACAGACUUCAUCUUGCCCAGCCAUAGGACUUUGCUCCAAAACCUCCUGGAGCUCUCUGUCCCCAGACCCCAAGUCUGAACUGGGUCCAGUCAAAAGUGAUGGGCGGAUCAGGUAGCCCCAGGAGAGGAGAGACUAUAGAUCUCAGUACACAUGCAGGAAGACUGAGGGAGAGCUGGGCCUGCACUGCAGAGCUCCAAAAGAACCUGUGUGAACCGGAUAUUAUCUCAGUGUUUGAGUCAGAGCUCAAGGGCACAUAAACAACAAAACAUCUGAGACAUCGAGACAUUCUCAGUGAAGUGGGAAUACAGACUUAAAAGAGGAGGAUAUGACUGCUGGAAAUUUGCACAUAGAUGUUUGCAAGCGCGAAGGCUUGUUAUUGUUUUGUGAAUGGUGACACAGAUGCCAGCUGCAUCGUGUUAUUUUGCUGGCACACAGGUUUUCAGUCCGGGUCUGUCUGGGUCAGAGUUUGAAAAGAAACCUCUGCGCAUGUUUGAACACACAGCUCUCAGUUUUUCUUCUGCUUUGAAAGAAGCAGGAAGCUGUUGUCAGAACUCAACAACAGGCUCCUCGCUGUGUUCUGUCUUCAUUUCAGUGGAGAGCAGAACAUCUGAGUCAUAUUAUUGUGCUUAUUUUGAAGCAUUAUUAUGUAAGCAUAUGGAGCAGGCAGAUGAAGUGCACUUUACUGUAAGACUGUAAUGUUACACAGAAGUCACUUGGUUACAGUGUGAGACGUUAAAAGGUCAUGGAUAAGGUCACAUCACUUCAUUUUAUAGUAGACUCUAAGAUGUCCCUCCCAUGCACAGAUACAUCGCUAAAUACUUCCAACCUGUACUAGUUAAAAAUGAGGAAAAGGAGUGAGGGUUCUUAGGUUUAGAGUCUUAUUUGUGUCUUUUUUUUAGUUCUAUUUAAUGUGUCAUAACAUUUUUGAACAUGUAUGUAGUUGUUCUGUCUGUUAGUUCGCUGAACUGGCUGUAAAGUGUUUAGUUCUCUUUCAUGUCCGCUGUUACAAAAAAAGCCACUAUGAGUUGUUUUUCUGGUCAAAGGAAGUGCCUGAGAGUGACAGCAUCGAGGCUGCAGAUAGUGAGGUUACAUUCAGAUUUCCUCUGAAAUAGAUGACAAUCUCAACUCAAAAUGUUGUGUGACAACUGAGCAGCCCCCACCUGAUGAUGAAGACCACUGACGUAGUUGAAACCUUCAGUAAAUAUGUCCCAGUUUCAGUUUUGAAGGUGAAAUCCUCUGUAUUGGCUGUGUUUUAUUUUUGGGGGCUCCAGAAUUUUGUUAGUAAUUUAGAUAAAACUUAAAACGAAUAGUCUUGUUAAAUACGUCCAUUGGCUUUCUUGGCGAGAGGCAAAUGAGAAGGUCGAUGCUCAUGGUUGCAUGGUGAGCGUGAAGCUACGGCCGGGAGCCAGCUAAAGACUGGAAACAGAGGGGAGCCGCUAACCUGGUUUCCAAAUCAGACAAAGUCAGCCAUAGCUCCCUCGUUUGUUUAAUCCGCACAAAUAAUUAAGUGUAAAAACCACAAAACGCUGUCCUACAGAUGGUUAUGUGCUAGACUAUUUCUUGGUGGCGACAAGGAAUUUAAUGUCUGACUACCAGCGUUUCUUUGUCGGGUCAGUUGCCAGCGAUUUGUUAAUUUUUGCACAGAUUAAACAAGACUCAUGUAACCUUUUAAUUUGUGAUGCUGGCAGGAGGAUUUUGUUGCAUUUGAACAGAGCCAGACUGGCUAAAAUAGAGUCGUUCCUGUAAUGUAGCCCCUCAACAAGACAGCGAAAAUGCGUACUCCCCAAAGUGUCCAACUUUCUUUUUAAAUGCAAGACUUUUAAGUUGCAAACUUAGGUAGACACAAUGUUACCGGCAUGGAUAUAUCCAGUAAUAUGCAGUAUUGUCACUUUGUGUGCUCCGUUUGCCUCCGAGGUUGGUAAUUGUUCACAUUUUAUUUCCUAAGGUGUAUUUCAACAGACCACUGUAUGUUCCUGAUUUUAUUUUUGCUGAUCAAGAGAAUCUAAGCUGCCUUUACAUAGUGGUAAAGAUGAAUUGUUUACUACAGGAGAAUAGCUUCCAGAGAUGUGCAAUGAAUGCCUUUUCAGAGGAUAGUGAAACCCCCCUGCCUGUGUCUUAGUUUGCAUUAAUUACCUAGUUUUAUUUUCUGUUCUUAAUUAAUAGUCGGCCACAAUAUGAGUUUUCAAGUGACCUUGUUUACCUUGCACAGCACAGUUGCUUCAGUGAAGCCCCAGUUGUUGAUACAGGAGAGCAGAAUGAUAGGCGUGACAGAUGUUAUUUUUCUAUACUGUUUGAGAGGAAGUGUGUGUGUUGUCUGUUCAUCUCCAGUGCUCUGUUAAACUAUUAAAAACUGCUGUCUAAUUAUGUUGCA